Messenger RNA from Athalia rosae (coleseed sawfly), 697 nucleotides. RefSeq names its product ubiquinol-cytochrome-c reductase complex assembly factor 2. The record is from RefSeq and is a predicted model, not a curated record. Gene Ontology annotation, cellular component: mitochondrial matrix. Bases 90 to 455 code for a protein of 121 amino acids. Lineage: Eukaryota; Metazoa; Arthropoda; Insecta; Hymenoptera; Athaliidae. Gene Ontology annotation, biological process: mitochondrial respiratory chain complex III assembly. The transcript is spliced from 2 exons.
GGCUCUGACACCUAGCAUUCAGAUCUUGUAGCUUAGCUUGAUCGGACGAUUGUUGUGUGAUUCUUGUAAAAUAUAGACUAGAUUAAAUCAUGGCUAGCUUUUACAAGAGGUAUUUAUUGCUGCUGCAAUCUUGGCCUCUGGAUAAAUCUAAGGUUGGAAAAGAUUUGGGCCAGCACAUACGUGACCAGGUCAAGCUCGCUUUUGCAAAAGGUGAUCUCAACCAGGUGGAUGAGGAGCGUUGUGAACGCUAUUACAACAGUCUGAGAAGAAUCGCUACCAAUACUCAUAACACAUCAUACAAACGUUCAUUGACGAGUACUGCAAGUGGGCUGAGCCAAGAACACUGCAACUUGGCAUUAUCUCCAGAAUUUCUGGAGUAUUGGAAAGAAGAAGAUAGAAACCUGAUAUCAAAGCUGUUCAGAAAACAGCGUAAAAAUGUCCCUGAGGAGAAUUAAUGUUAACCUGCACCUGAGCUUAAGUAAUAUUAAAUUGUACAGUAAGAAACUAACUUUCAAAAAUAUGCGCUUGGAAUCAACUUUAGAUCAACCCAGACGCAGUUAUCAAACUAACGUUGCUGAAAAAAGUGUAGAUCUUCAUCAUGUGCCGGUACUGGUUGAUGCGGUCCUUGAAUAUUUGGAUCCAAAACCAGGGCAAACUAUUGUUGAUAUGACUUUUGGUGCAGGAGGCCAUACAAAAA